AUGGGGGUCAUCCUUCAAGUUGGAGUACUUGUGUUUGACUGGUUCAUAACAUACCACCCGGAUUUCAGGCAAAAGAAAGGCGGGAGAGAUGUGAGAUCAUACGCAUUUCCCCUUACGUGUAUGGGGACGCUAGUCCUUAUUACUGGGGUAUUUGUUUGCAGCUAUAUCAUUGAAAGUGCGGCCACGGCCGAAAUCCAUCUCCCAGAUGUAGGGACUCUUCAAAUGCUGUGGAUACAACAAGGCGGGUCCGUCAGCGAUCAGAUAUUCGAUUCAUACUUGAUUCUUGCGAGAAGCCCAAGCGAUCAUGUCAUUACCUCCCGACGGCGAAAGAGGGUAAGAGGAAGUCGUAAAGACUUCAUAACGUCGAUCCUCACCACGAGUGGGGCCGUAGUUUCAAUCUCAGGCUUUGUACUGCAGUUUGUUGGGCUUCGUUCGAUGACCUGGUAUGCCUCGAUAUCUCAACUUGUUGCUACCAUGAUUAUGAUUAUCCUACGAGCCUACAUUCGUCGUGGCUUGUCUACGACUCCCUGGGCGAGGCCGAUUCCAAAAGGCCACGAAAUCGAUUGGGUGGCUACGCGUACGUCGAAUGAAGAAGACCGGAAUAGACUACUGGGUAGGCGGGUUCAAGAUCAACCAAGCCAAAAAAAACAUCGAUCUUGGCAGUCAGUAUUUCUAGGAACACCAGGAAAAAAUGGAUCUUUGCAUUGUCCUUGGGAUGAUGAGAACGACGAUCAUUUCUGGGAUAAAGAUACGUCGUAUAAGUGGAAGGUGAGAACUGUGGGAGGCUUUAGUCGGUACCAACCCCUCAGGGAUGGUAGCGAGGUCUUAGGGAGUGAAUCGACGUCUAUGAAACACAUUGAAGCAAGAAUGAAUUUGAGGACUAGCACAGGCUGGUCUGGGCCUGCCCUUGAGCAGGCUGUUCGCGUCGCCUCGGCAAUUGAAGCUUUCAUGAAUGCAUUUUUCCCGAAGGAUUCGACUGUGGAGAACCUAGUAUGGUCAAUAUCAAAUGCCUCAGCAUCAGAUGCCUCUGUAGACGAUAUAAAAUUCAGCCUGUCUCGGAAAGAGUCGGGAUGGAUAGCGGAUGUGAGGCAGAUAGAGGCUUUUCUCUCCCUCUGGCUCUUCUCGGUUUCUGAGGAAGAAUCACAGACAGCCGGUAUCAAGAUUGAAAGCGGCAUAGCAGGCGAUAUCAGUGGAACAGCGUCGAAGAACCAUAGUCUACGACUCCUUGCUCCGAAAGAUGAGUCUAUACUCCAAUGCAUGUACUGGUGGCUUGGAAGCGCCGUUGCGUUGGUAAGGGAAGCUGAAAUCCCAAGCGCGGAAACAGAAGGGGUCGAUCCAUUUGAUCGAGAUAUCGAACUCCACACACCUAAAGAAACUACCAGAAAUACGGUAGACGAUAAUCCAGAGGGCUAUGAUGCUUGCCAGACUUCCAGCGCUAAAUCAACCCUGGUUCAAUCGAUCAAAUUUAACAGGCAUCGAGUCGUUGGAUACCAGGACGAAUCGUCAGAUGAUGCCAAAGUAUUAGCCGUGAUGUCCGAUGCUCCUCUCGAUAUUUUAUACGCCCAGGAGCUUUUUUCUGCAUUUAUACGGUCUUUUGUUCAAUUUGAGUUUAGCGAGAAUAAGGCCAGUACUCCAAUUAUAAAAGGUUCGACAAAAUCAAUGCCAGUGCAGGAAAUGGACGAGAGCGGCACAGUUCUUUUCAACUCAAUAAUGCUCGAACACAAAGAACUCGAUCGAGUGAUUAAGACUAUAUCGCGGAGUGGCUUAGGAUCUGUCGAAGACAUUAUGUUGAGUAUCCUACCUCCGCUGAUCAUGAAGGAUAUGCUCCCUGAUAUGAGCGCGGUCAUUCACUCUAUCAGGGAUCAAGGGCGCAUCCAAGAGUCAUAUCACCGAUGGGAGGAAGCUGGUGAGAUCUACUUGAAGGGCUUCAUGGCGUUUCAGUCACGCUAUAUGAUUAAGCAGCAAACAGCAAUUGAGCAUGCAACCUGUGCAUUAACGGAGUUUAUACGGGAAUUGACUCUUGAAAUAAACAUCACUGAACAAUUUCGCGAACAGAAAUAUCAUCGGUGGGAGGGGAAAAAAUUUAAAAGAACUGAAGAGCUUACUGCGCUACGGAGAAAAAUAGUCACGGCAUUGGAAGACAAUUGCGAUGGAGUACAUAAGGUAUUGAUGAAGAUCAAUCAGAUAAAUACCUGGCAGGGAAGAGUAGAAGGUACUGAAGAGUGGUCAUUCUGGUCGAAGUACCUAGAAUAUAUAGGUGCUGUUACAUAUAGCAAUUGGUCUGCACCUGAGUUUUGGACCGAACUGCAUAUGUAUGUCGCAGACGGUACGGCAGAGGAGGUUAAGGAACAUCUCCAGGACAAGUCACGUGGUGUUUCAGAUCAAACAGAUUUUGCUGGGCUUACACCCUUGCAUUACGCCAAAUCCAAGACAAUCGCUAAGGUACUUCUCGAGGCUGGGGCGCCGGUAGCUGCUAAGGGUAACGACGGAUUGACACCACUUCACAACGCGGCUCGAACAGGGCAAAAAGAACUUGUGGCAUUACUUAUAGAGCAUGGGUGUGACCCUAAUCCUCGCGAUAAUCACAGGAGGACGCCGCUACAUUGGGCUGCGCAUGGAGGUUAUUCUACUGUAAUUGAAGUACUGUUGGAAAGACAUGCGGAUCCUCUGGUGGUCUCCGAACAUCAGAGAAACCCAUUACACAUGGCGGCUUGUGAGGGACAUUUGAAAGUAGUCAAACUGCUAGUUGAGCAGGGGAUAUUACAGGAACUACGGAGCACUGUCCUAGAGGCUUAG
Morchella importuna is the source of this 2796-nucleotide messenger RNA. RefSeq lists its product as uncharacterized. The transcript has 2 exons. Gene Ontology annotation, cellular component: nucleus; cytoplasm. Lineage: Eukaryota; Fungi; Ascomycota; Pezizomycetes; Pezizales; Morchellaceae. Bases 1 to 2796 code for a protein of 931 amino acids. The record is from RefSeq and is a predicted model, not a curated record. Gene Ontology annotation, molecular function: protein binding.